Bubalus bubalis (water buffalo) is the source of this 3534-nucleotide messenger RNA. RefSeq names its product pleckstrin homology domain containing A3 (gene PLEKHA3). Gene Ontology annotation, biological process: receptor recycling; endosome organization; retrograde transport, endosome to Golgi. The record is from RefSeq and is a predicted model, not a curated record. Gene Ontology annotation, cellular component: trans-Golgi network; early endosome; recycling endosome. The transcript is spliced from 8 exons. NCBI's taxonomy places the organism in Eukaryota, Metazoa, Chordata, Mammalia, Artiodactyla, Bovidae. Bases 820 to 1587 code for a protein of 255 amino acids.
ACUCCUCCUUCCUUUGCCUGCCAGGGGGACCCCCACAGCGAAACCGGCUGUUUGGUUUCCGGGUUUAAUCCCUUUCUCUGUCCCUUGUAAGUACCCAUCUGGCUUCUUGAGGGGAUAGUUCGAGACUGCGCACCAUCCUCCUGACGGUGGGAAGUGCACCUGACCACUUCUUUGCCUGUGUAAUAAUACUUCUCUUUCCUCCUCUAGCUUCCGGAACCAUUCUUACUCUACAUAUGUUGAUGCAAUCUCUGUCUUUACUCGCAGUUAAUUCAGUAUUCUGUUAAUAACUGAGUUGUUGGGACAUAGGACUGGAAUGAACAAGUUUUUGUUUUAAGAAAUCUUUUCACUGUAUCUUUUAUUUUUGUUUAGCAACACGGUUUAUUUUAAAAGGUCUCUUGUUGAAGUGCGAGCAUAACAAGCAAGAUUUUGGAAGCUGUUCCAAGAUAAUAUUCUCUUAGAGGUUGAUUGUCAAUGAGUUAUGCUCGUGCUUUGGAAUUCAGUUAAGUGUGCGAGAAAUUGUGGGAGAAAGUACAGAAAAGAAGGUGGAGCCGGCAAGUCAGUUUCACUCGUGAAGUGAAUUGAAAGGAAUAAUUCCAAAAAGCUAGGUGUUUCUGCAGCAAUGAGAGACCAGCCGGGAAGGGCCCUUUUCCAUAACACCAACAGUCUGGCUUAUUAAAAGAGACUUAAAUCUGAGUUGUAGUCCCAUCCCUGCCAUCAACUAAUGGUUGGCAGCCUCGUUGGUUUGUUUUAGAUAAUGGAAUCCUGUCCUACUAUGAUUCUCAAGAUGACGUUUGCAAAGGAAGCAAAGGAAGUAUAAAGAUGGCAGUUUGUGAAAUUAAAGUCCAUUCAGCUGACAACACAAGAAUGGAAUUAAUCAUUCCAGGAGAGCAGCAUUUCUACAUGAAGGCAGUGAAUGCAGCCGAGAGACAGAGGUGGCUGGUUGCUCUGGGGAGCUCCAAAGCCUGUUUGACUGAUACAAGGACUAAAAAAGAAAAAGAAAUAAGUGAAACCAGUGAGUCUCUGAAAACCAAAAUGUCUGAACUUCGCCUCUACUGUGACCUCCUAAUGAAGCAAGUUCAUACGAUCCAAGAGUUUGUUCACCACGAUGAGAGUCAUUCAUCGCUCAGCAUAGAGAACAUGAAUGAAGCUUCUUCUCUACUUAGUGCCACGUGUAAUACAUUCAUCACGACGCUUGAGGAAUGUGUGAAGAUAGCAAAUGCCAAGUUUAAACCCGAGAUGUUUCAGCUGUCCCAUCCGGACCCCUUAGUUUCUCCUGUGUCACCUUCCCCUGUUCAAAUGAUGAAGCGUUCUGUCAGCCAUCCUGGUUCUUGCAGUACAGAGAGGAGUAGCCACUCUAUAAAAGAACCAGUGUCUACACUUCACCGACUCUCCCAGCGACGCCGAAGAACCUACUCAGAUACAGACUCUUGUAAUGAUGUUCCUCUUGAAGGCCCAGAUAGACCUGUUCACUGUUCAAGAAAUACACUUAAUGGAGAUUUGGCAUCAGCAACCAUUCCUGAAGAAAGCAGAUUUAUGGCCAAAAAGAAAUCUGAAUCAGAAGAUCCUCUUUUAUCCUUCUCUUCCUGAGGAAAUGGAAGUGUCCAACUUCCGCUAAGUAUUGCUAUGCAAAAGCUGCUGUAAUUAAACUAUGUUAUAGGGAGUAGUUUUUCCCUUAGGAUUUCUCUGCACUUUAUAGAAUAUUGUAAAACAAACAAAAAAACAACCCACAUACCUUUGAAGUGUAUUUUAUCUUUAUAUAGUUUAUUUGCAAGAGUAUUUUCCUAAUAACUUCACAGUAUGAAUGUGCAUCCUUUUUUUUUUUUUUUAAAUAAAAGAUGGUGUAACAUUUUGACAUCCAUAAGGGCAAAUGUAGAUAUUUUUCUAAAAAACUGUGAGGGACUGACAGCUUAGUCAGUGUGUAUUGUAGCUUAUAAACAUGAAAUCUUAUAAACCUAAGGUUUCAGUUUGACAGAAGUGUGAUAUAUAUAUAACUUGUGCCAUGGACCAAAUGGUCACUUUACCCCAGCUGAAAUGAGUUAAGGUUGCAGCUUGAUGGUGUUUGUAUUAUAUUCCUUUAAGCAAAAAGGAAACAUUUAAUAUUCGAGAUAUUUUUACCCCAAAUACUAUGACAUUGAGGAUUUUUAAAAAACCAGACUGUGCUGUCCUUCGUAUAUGAAGUUGACACUACUGACUUAUCAAUACCAAAUGUUGUGUUAAAGUAUUUAAUUUUUACUUAUUUAUUUUUCUGUUGCAUCAAAAAAAAAAAAAGAUUGCAUCCUAACUUUUAUGACCUACCAAAUUUAAGAUGUGUGUGCAUUGUUAUUUACAUUGUUCUAGAAAGAAGUUAAUGUCGUAGUGACCUUGCUCACUUCAUCAGAGAAAUAAACGACUUGCAAUGGAAGAGGAUUUUAGUGCUUUUUUCCCAGAAUAGACGUUAUUAAGCUACUGUUGUAAGGUAUUGAUAUUUGCAGCUCUUUAGAACAUCUAGACUUUUUUUAUUUAUGAAUAUUUAUAAAAAGAGGAAUCUCUCAAGGCGACUGCCCUACGUAACUUGAGAAUGGCAUUAUUUAAAGAACAAAUAGCAUUUUCUGGUAGUGCCUGACCAUGCCGUCAGUGUUUGCCUUGUAAACUGUUUUUUCAAUUCACUUUAGAGUGACGGUUUUGUCCAAGGUUUUAGAUGAGGAGCACUUUAAAACAAACUGGUUUGGUGUUUUUAAGUUAAUCAUAUGUUUAAUAAAUAUGUGGUUUUUGCAUUCAAACUCAUCAUAUAAUACAUUGUAUUUUUUACAUUUAUUGAUAGUUUGUCUAAUCUUUAUCAAAUGGUAAUAAUAUUCUUUAUUCCUUUGAUUUUGUUUGUAUAUUUAGAUCUCAUAGUAAAUACACAAGUAAGGCAUAUUUUUAGCUUUUCUGCCUGUGAGCUUAGAAUGUUAUGUCCUAUUUCAUUUUAAAUUUCUCUUGUAAGUUUAUGUGGGAAUUGUUUUAAAAGAUUUGUUUUAAACAAAUUAAAAAAAUUUGUUAUUUCCCUAUUAAAAUAAGUCUGUAGUUAUAGGCUUUCUUAAGUUUAAAAUGGAUAUAAACAAUCUAUAUCCAUUAAUAUACAUUUAGAUAAACUGUAUGCUACUUAAAAGUAUUUGAAAUUUUAAAUAGCACACAGGUCAUUAGACUAUAUUAGGAGGAAUCCUUUUCUGCUCAUGUACUUCAUAUGUCUAGUUUGAGAAAAAAGAAGUUUGAUGAUAUAGUAAGCUUUCAUGUUGAGUGAGUUAUCAGGUUUUUGGUUUCUUUUUUUAUUUUUUGUAAUAGGAAUGAGUAGUGAUAAGACCAUGGAGAUCAAGGUGCUACUACUGACUGUGGGAGUUUUUCUAGUAGUUUUUGUUUUUUUUUUUUAAUCAAUAGGUUUAUAAUGGAAACACUAUAACAAAGCUUUUGAACUCAUGGAAAAUAAAUCCAUUUUAUAUUGCUUUAUCCAAAAAUAUGAGUUCCUGAACAGUUUUCUGUAAAUAUUUUUAAAAAUAAAAUACAGUUAUUUCUGGCUCA